AUGAACGUGGAAAUUCACGACGUUUACCCACAAUUUAGCAGCGAGAUGAUCGAGAAGGUCAAACUAGCAACAACUUCUGAUCAAGAGCUAAAGAUGCUCAAAACGAUUGUGCACGAAGGCUGGACAACGUCAAUUAAAGACGUUCCACAAGUUCUCAAACCGUAUUGGUGCUACAGAGACGAAAUUACUAUUGACAAUGGAAUGCUCAUGAAAGGGCAAAGAAUCAUCAUACCAUCAAUCCUUCAAGUUGAAAUUCUUGGAAAACUUCAUGCAAUAACACAUCAAGGUGCAGAGAAAACAAAACUUCGUGCCAGAACAUCCGUUUUUUGGCGAAAGAUGAACGACGAUAUCGACAGAAUAACCAAAUCUUGUCGUACCUGCCAAGAAUUUCAACCAACACAAACCCGACAACCACUCAUCCCAACAGAGAUACCACCUCGCCCUUGGCAUACAAUUGCCACUGAUCUGUUCUAUCUUGAUAACACAGAAUAUUUGCUUGUUUCCGAUUAUUACUCCAAGUACCCAUUUGUGAAGAAAUUCCCAAAAGGGCAGAGCAACAGCAAGACCAUUAUAGCGAUCCUAAAGCAGAUAUUCAGAAAACAGGGAAUCCCGGAAGUCGUUCGUUCUGAUAACGGUCCACAUUAUUCCAGCAAGGACUAUCGCGAAUUUGCUAAUGAAUACGGGUUCCAGAUAGUAACAAGUUCGCCCCACUAUCCCCGAAUGUAA
Messenger RNA from Paramuricea clavata, 726 nucleotides. NCBI's taxonomy places the organism in Eukaryota, Metazoa, Cnidaria, Anthozoa, Malacalcyonacea, Plexauridae. The record is from the annotation of a GenBank genome assembly.